AUGGCUCCAGAUGAACUGAGGGUACGCAACAAGAUGAAACGGCAACAGCUGUUUGCUGACAUCAAAGAUCAGAAGAAUAAAGAGCGUCAUAACAUGCGCAAGAGCAGAGCCAAAGAAGAAAGAGAAGCGCCCGAAAUGAAGGACAAGAGACUGAAAGAAAAUGUUACCAACACUAUCGAUAGUCUUCGUGUUUACGACGAAACUAUUGAACAAGGUGCCGAAGGCGAAGAAAGUGACUUUUCGCAGUUUUUUAAUAACGGCAGCGAACCACCUAAAAUUCUCUUGACAACGAACGUUAAUGCCAAGAAGAACGCUUACGAGUUUGCAAACGUUUUGAUCGAAGUCCUACCUAAUGUCACUUUUGUGAAGCGCAAAUUUGGCUACAAACUGAAGGAGAUUGUAGAAUUUUGCGGUAAUAGGAAUUAUACUGACUUGGUGAUUAUCAAUGAAGACAAGAAGAAAGUCACCGGCCUCACAUUCAUUCACUUGCCUGAGGGCCCCACCUUCUACUUCAAAAUUAGCUCCUAUGUGGACGUGCAAAAAAUCGUGGGUCAUGGCAGAGCUACCAGCCAUAUUCCAGAACUAAUUUUAAACAACUUCAGCACCAGCCUCGGUAAGACAGUAGGGAAACUUUUUCAAUCGAUUUUCCCACAGAACCCUGACUUUGAAGGCAGACAAGUGAUUACUUUGCAUAAUCAAAGAGACUACAUCUUUUUCCGCAGGCAUCGAUACGUGUUUCGUAACGAGGAAAAAAUCGGACUCCAGGAACUUGGACCCCAGUUCACCAUGAAGCUGCAGCGUUUGCAACAUGGUAUAAAGGAAGAAACAGAAUGGGAACACUCAACAGACAUGGACAAGGAGAAGAAGAAAUUCUACUUGUGA
Lachancea nothofagi CBS 11611 is the source of this 882-nucleotide messenger RNA. Lineage: Eukaryota; Fungi; Ascomycota; Saccharomycetes; Saccharomycetales; Saccharomycetaceae. The record is from the annotation of a GenBank genome assembly.